Lasiosphaeria miniovina is the source of this 1614-nucleotide messenger RNA. RefSeq lists its product as uncharacterized. The transcript is spliced from 11 exons. Bases 1 to 1614 code for a protein of 537 amino acids. Lineage: Eukaryota; Fungi; Ascomycota; Sordariomycetes; Sordariales; Lasiosphaeriaceae. The record is from RefSeq and is a predicted model, not a curated record.
AUGACAAAUCAGCCGCAGUCGAAGAUCAUUAAGGAGAAUCCUAUUGGGAAAGGCCUUGAUGCCUUCCGCGCCUCCUUCCAUUCGGUCUGCGAAAGCGCAAGCCUCCCCCACUGCCCAGACGCGCUGCAGCAGCUCAGCCGAGAAGAUCUCCAAAACCUUACCCUUGUCCUUCUCUCGACUCUACAGAUCCUUCCAGCAUCUCGCCUGCUCCGUUCCAGCGGCAGUGGCAAGAACCUCUUCAGCGAUCUAUCGAGACUCAACUCCGCCGUCAACUCCGACGACUUCGACCUCGACAGCGUCAAACCCCUCCUCAGGUCGGCCAUUACCGACGAUAACGAUGCCCUCAUCUGGAAAGAAGUCUACAACGCGGUCACCGAACCUACCCCACCACCCCAGCCCAUAGCCUCCUCCCUUCAGCAAACCCCGUGGCUUCACAAUACGAGCAGCUUCGCGAACUCGUCCGAGUUCCGCAAAGAUAUAGACAGAGUCCUCAGAGAUGACAUCCGAGCCGUCUUCAAGAAGUGCAUGGAGGGCGGCGAACCACUUUUCAGUGAUGGGUGGGGCGGAUGGCCGAGAGAUGCAAAUCAAGACGAUGGCUCGACUGCGGAACGUAAGUUGGACGUCGGCUUCGUGGACAACCCAAAGGCCGGGAAGGACUCACGAUGCCACUGCAACCCAGCGGCCGACACGGCGGCGAAGGCGUGGUUAGACCUUGGCACGUACGCGAGGGAAGUCCUUGCCGCUCAAGACACUCGUCGCUUUCGGUUCGACAUCAACGAAGAGGGGUUGCGGUUUGUGUCUACGGUCCUCGGGUUUCUCUGGAUGAAUGUAGAGGAGCUCGGCUUCGAUUCAACAUUUGCAACGCUCAACGGCCAGCGCACGUUGCGUUGCCGGUCGGGCUACAACAUGUUGGAAGCUCAUCGCGAAGGGCAGCCACAGAUACCGCUAGUCAUCAAAGAUUCAUGGCAGUAUCCGGAACGCGGAGGACUAGACGUCACCAGCGCCACGAACUACCGGCUGGGACGGUCAGCCCCCCGGUCGAGUGCGAUGGCCUUAGUUUCGCGAAAAGGCCGUAGUAGUAGUGUAGCUGCUGGUAAGAAACGAUCGUCCAGUCAAGCCGGCGUCCCUCUGCCAAACAGCAAGCGGUCUUGCUCGGCAUCUCAAGCCAGCGGCAAUCUGUCAAAUCGGGUGCAUCGUCGUGUCAUUCUUCGCGACUACGGAACUCCUAUCUACAAGGCCAGCUCCCGGACGUCUCUGCUUGCCGCGCUUGACGAGCAACGAGAGGGCGCAUCGGGAGCCAAAAGGAAGACUGGCACGAGGGCAUUCAUGGCAAUCGGGGCGCUUCUAGACGAGCAACAUUCCUUCAUGCACGAUCUCGAGUCAUUCUUUUGGCACAGAGUCGUCGCACGGUUCGACAAGUGGAAUUACAUCGACACCGAGGAGUUGGCGGAGCAGAAGAAAGGGCAAGUAUCUCAUGAGGGGGACUUCAUCAGGACCGCUAAGGAGAAUUUUACUCCUUAUUAUCAACCAUUGAUACCUUGGAGAGAGGACGGAGGGCUAUAUAUUCGGAUGCGGCAGAUCCUUCAGGAAGCCCAAACGGAUCCGACUACCUAA